Molecule: messenger RNA, 430 nt
Organism: Williopsis jadinii
Lineage: Eukaryota; Fungi; Ascomycota; Saccharomycetes; Phaffomycetales; Wickerhamomycetaceae
Product: L-rhamnose mutarotase
Exons: 1
Coding region: 30-395 (121 amino acids)
Molecular function (GO): racemase and epimerase activity, acting on carbohydrates and derivatives
Source: RefSeq, a predicted model, not a curated record
CUCAACAGAACAAGUGUAUAAAACAAACGAUGGUGGAGAAGCACACUGGGAAGAGAAUCUGUCAGAUUAUUCGUCUCAAGCCGGAAUACUUAGAGAAGUAUAAAGAAUGCCAUAGGUCAAUCUGGGAGCCCGUUGCUAGAAACCUCACAAAGUAUCACAUUGAGGACUAUUCCAUCCAUUACGCACCCAUGUUCAAUCUACUCAUAGCCAACAUGAAGUAUACCGGGGAUAACUGGGAAAGAGAUAGUGAACUAAGUAGAAAUGAUCCGGGCAAUUUCGAGUGGUGGGAAAUGACUGAUGAGAUGCAAGAGACACUUGUUGAAGGAAGCACUGGAAGCAGGGAUGAGAAGGGCUGGUGGUUGGAUCUCGAGGAAGUGUUUAGAAAUGACCACUGAGUAUACGUUACGUCUUGAUUGGGAUUCGUCUGCGU